Messenger RNA from Anoplopoma fimbria (sablefish), 2592 nucleotides. RefSeq names its product glutamate receptor ionotropic, NMDA 1-like. The coding region runs from base 16 to 2592 and encodes 858 amino acids. The record is from RefSeq and is a predicted model, not a curated record. Gene Ontology annotation, cellular component: NMDA selective glutamate receptor complex; synapse; neuron projection. The transcript is spliced from 20 exons. Lineage: Eukaryota; Metazoa; Chordata; Actinopteri; Perciformes; Anoplopomatidae. Gene Ontology annotation, molecular function: NMDA glutamate receptor activity. Gene Ontology annotation, biological process: chemical synaptic transmission; regulation of membrane potential; ionotropic glutamate receptor signaling pathway.
AAGGACAAGUUCAAGAUGAACGCCAUCUCCGUCACGCACAAACCCAACGCCAUCCAGAUGGCCCUGUCCGUGUGCGAGGACCUCAUCUCCAACCAGGUCUAUGCGAUCCUGGUCAGUCACCCUCCUCAGUCCAACGACCACCUGACCCCGACCCCCGUCUCCUACACCGCCGGAUUCUACCGGAUCCCCGUGGUCGGCCUGACGACACGCAUGUCCAUCUACUCCGACAAGAGCAUCCACCUGUCCUUCCUGAGGACGGUGCCUCCGUACUCACACCAGGCUCACGUCUGGUUCGACCUGAUGAGGGAGUUCAGGUGGAACCACAUCAUCCUCAUCGUCAGCGACGACCACGAAGGACGAGCCGCUCAGAAGAGACUGGAGACGCUGCUGGAGGAGAGGGAGACCAAGGCGGAGAAGGUGCUUCUGUUCAGCCCGGACACCAACCUGACGGCUCUGCUGCUGGAGGCCAAAGACCUGGAGGCCCGAGUCAUCAUCCUGUCUGCCAGUGAGGAUGAAGCGGCCGCCGUGUAUAAAGCAGCCCGUCAGCUCAACAUGACCGGCUCCGGUUACGUCUGGCUGGUGGGAGAGAGAGAGAUGACGGGAAAGGCUCUGAGUGAAGCUCCAGAUGGCCUGCUGGGCCUCCAGCUGAUUAACGGUAAGAACGAGUCGGCCCACAUCGCGGACGCCGUGGCCGUGGUGGCUCAGUCUCUGCAGGAGCUGUUUGAGAAGGAGAACAUCACGGAGCCUCCGCGGGGCUGCGUGGGGAACACCAACAUCUGGAGGACCGGCCCGCUCUUCAAACGAGUGCUGAUGUCAUCCAAGUACCCCGACGGUCUAACUGGACGGAUCGAGUUUAACGACGACGGCGACCGGCGCUUCGCCACCUACAGCAUCCUGAACUACCAACAGAAGCCAGGUCGCCUGGUCCAGGUCGGAGUCUUCAACGGAUCUCAGGUUGUGAUGAACCCUCAGAGGAAGAUCAUCUGGCCUGGAGGAGAGACAGAGAAACCAGUCGGAUACCAGAUGUCUACGAAACUGAAGAUUGUGACGAUCCAUCAGGAGCCGUUUGUUUACGUGAAGCCGACGAAGACUGACGGGACGUGUAGAGAAGAGUACACGCUGAACGGAGUACUGAUCAAGAAGGUGAUCUGUACCGGACCCAACGGCACCACACCAGGUCAGCCCAUCGUCCCUCAGUGUUGCUAUGGUUUCUGCGUCGACCUGCUCAUCAAACUGGCCAUGAGCAUGAACUUCACCUACGAGGUUCACCUGGUGGCUGAUGGGAAAUUUGGCACACAGGAGCGCGUGAACAACAGUAAUAAGAAGGAGUGGAACGGGAUGAUGGGGGAGCUGUUAGGAGGUCUGGCCGAUAUGAUCGUGGCUCCUCUCACCAUCAACAACGAGCGCGCUCAGUACAUCGAGUUCUCCAAACCCUUCAAGUACCAGGGCCUCACCAUCCUGGUGAAGAAGGAAAUCCCUCGCAGCACUCUGGACUCGUUCAUGCAGCCGUUCCAGAGCACACUGUGGCUGUUAGUCGGUCUGUCGGUCCACGUGGUGGCAGUGAUGCUUUACCUAUUAGACCGGUUCAGCCCGUUUGGAAGGUUUAAAGUGAACAGUGAAGAAGAAGAAGAAGACGCCCUCACCCUGUCCUCCGCCAUGUGGUUCUCAUGGGGAGUACUGUUGAACUCUGGGAUCGGAGAAGGAGCUCCCAGGAGUUUCUCAGCGAGGAUUCUGGGUAUGGUGUGGGCGGGUUUUGCUAUGAUCAUCGUAGCGUCAUAUACUGCCAACCUGGCAGCCUUCCUUGUGUUGGACCGGCCUGAGGAGCGCAUCACUGGCAUCAACGACCCCAGGCUGCGUAACCCGUCGGAUAAGUUCAUCUACGCCACAGUGAAGCAGAGCUCGGUGGACAUCUACUUCAGACGGCAGGUGGAGCUGAGCACCAUGUACCGGCACAUGGAGAAGCACAACUACGAGAGCGCCGCCGAGGCCAUCCAGGCCGUCAGAGACAAUAAGCUUCAUGCCUUCAUCUGGGACAGCGCCGUGCUGGAGUUCGAGGCAUCACAGAAAUGUGAUCUGGUGACGACAGGAGAGCUGUUCUUUCGCUCCGGAUUUGGGAUUGGAAUGAGGAAAGACAGUCCGUGGAAACAGAACGUUUCUCUGGCUAUUCUCAGCUCUCAUGAGAAUGGCUUCAUGGAGGAUCUAGACAAGACGUGGGUUCGAUACCAGGAGUGUGACUCCAGGAGCAACGCCCCCGCUACGCUCACCUUCGAGAACAUGGCAGGUGUGUUCAUGCUGGUUGCUGGGGGCAUCGUCGCCGGGAUCUUCCUCAUCUUCAUCGAGAUCGCUUACAAACGACACAAAGACGCUCGCAGGAAACAGAUGCAGCUGGCCUUCGCUGCUGUGAACGUUUGGAGGAAGAACCUGCAGGAUAGGAAAAGUAGAGCAGAGCCCGAGUCCCAAACCUCUUUUAGGUCCAUCACUACGACCUCCGACCUCCAACGCCGUAGGGCCUCCGGGGACGCCACGCCGUACCCGACUGACAUCACCGGCCAGCUCAACCUAUCAGAUCCCUCCGUCAGCACCGUCGUCUGA